This is a messenger RNA of Syngnathoides biaculeatus (alligator pipefish), 3520 nucleotides long. RefSeq lists its product as uncharacterized. The record is from RefSeq and is a predicted model, not a curated record. The transcript is spliced from 13 exons. Lineage: Eukaryota; Metazoa; Chordata; Actinopteri; Syngnathiformes; Syngnathidae. Bases 91 to 3252 code for a protein of 1053 amino acids.
UUAUUUUCCGGGUCAUUUAACGCGAGGCCCGGAGGCUGUACGACCGCUUCUUCCGGUGCCUUUUACAGGGAGCAAGGAGGAAGUGGGGGUAUGGACCAACUGACAGUGAAUAAGAGUCAGGGAUGGGCAGGCCAGACGGGCUGGUCUGUGGCCUCCACACAGGCCCCCCUCCUCAACUCCCUCUCCUGCCGGGACCCAUCGGCACUAUACGGCCACCAGCAGGGAGCGGGUGACAGUUUCCUGCGCACGCUGGCGUCCAUGUCGCACAUCCACAGUCAUGUGUCGCCCGCCUCGCUGUUUGCCAGCGCCCCUUUUGACCCCCCGCAGCCGGCAGAUGCCCGAGGAAAGCUCGGACCGCUGCAGGGGGUCCAUCAAGCCCAACUGGCACCCCCAUGCGCACCACCCUCCUGUGCGCCGCUCUCUUGCACUCCGACCCCAUGCUCCCCUCGGUCCCCCCACAGGCCCCCUUUUCAGUCGCCAUCAUCACCGUGUUCUUUCCAGAGCAUCUAUGAAAUGUCUGCUGCUCACAACCAAACCCCAUCGACGCUCCCUGUGGUGGCUCAGUGGAUUGACUCAUCACACUCCAAUGCUUAUAAUGACUCUUCUCAUCCCAACACAGGCGGCUUCAUUCCGACACCGGCUGUGACAAAACGUUCCAUGGUUUUACACCAGCGUUCACUUUUACUCAAACAGCUGUCAGAGUUGGACAAACUGCUGGAAUCGCUGCCUCCAGAGGAUGAUGUUGGUGUGAACGUGCACCUCCCGGCCACUCAGUUGGACUCACUGCCUCCAGAGGAUGGUGUGGCCGUGAAGUCACCUCACUCGGCAGUUCAGUCUCCUCCAUCCAUGGACGAGUCGCCGCCACUUCAAAGCGAGACGCCACACAAAGUUGAGCCGCAGUGGUACGCGUUGUCCGACGGCCGUUCUUCGCCACCAGAGCCCUCACCUCCGCCACAGCUGUCACCGCCGCCACAGCUGUCACCGCCGCCACAGCCGUCACCACCGUCACCGCCGCAACAGGCAUCACCGCCACCGCAGCCGCCACAGCCAUCCUACGACGAGGAUCAUGAAGACGACGAUGAUGACUUGACAGACGACUCUGCGUGUCCAGAGCAUGCAGCAGAAUCUGAACAUGAAAAACAAUUUGAGAAGUCAUCGGAAGAAGGCGAUCGUUCUUUCUCACCAAAUGACGAGGGUGACAUUUCUGAUGAUCUGUCAGACUUUGGAGACGAUGAGAUCUCCCCCUCAGGCAGAUUCCGUCGCAGUCCAGACCACAGGAUGUCCCUAAGCAAUAAAAAGCCAGUCCUGGAGUCCCUUCCCAUCGAGGCGCGAGAAGCUAAGACAGAAUGGAGCCGGCUGAAGAACGUGAAGGUCGGUGCCAUGAAACAACCCCGGAAGAACUGCAAGCGUGUUUAUCGCCGGAACUACUGCUUGUUUUGCUCCAAGCCCCUCGUCAAGAUGUCUAAGCACCUGCAGCGCCAACACAGCCAAAAGGACGAAGUGGCUGCCGCGCUCCGCUUCCCCAAAGGUUCCAGAGAGCGCUAUAAGGUGUGGAACCGGCUCAUCAACCAGGGUAACUUUGAACACAACAAGAAAGUGCUGAGGACUGGUGAGGGGCAGCUAGCAGCGCGGAAAAGACCCCUGACGACAGGCCAGGCGCAGGACUUCUUGCACUGUCUGCACUGCCGAGGCCUGUACAUGAAAAAGAACCUGGCGGGCCACAUGAAGCGCUGCCCGGAACGGAAGAAGAAGGACGACAAACCGCGGAUGAUCUACGACGACGUGACACGCCUCAUCAUCAGCGAGCCCGUCCUGCUGAGUUACGGCGAGGACAUGUUGGCACAGCACGGCACCGAUGGUAAGCGGCAGGAGUACAUGCGGCAGAACCUUCGCCUGAUGGCCCGUUUGGUCCUGGAGGCUUGGAAGAGGACGCCCCUGAAGAGGCUGGAGGAUUUCUUCCUCCCCGACAACUUUCCGCACGUGGUGGCCGCUGUCAAUGUCCUGGCUGGCUAUGACUCCAGCGGAUGCACAUACAGCACGCCCUCGCUGGCCAUCAAGCUGGGCUACUCCCUCCAGAAGGUGUGCCACAUCGUCCAGGAGAGGGCACUAGAUCGCGGUGACACUAACCUUGCAGAGUCGGCUAAGAGUUUCAUGGUUGUCUACAGGAAGCAGUGGAACAAGAUGAUCUCCUCCAACGCCUUGUCAGCUCUACGAAAAACCAAAAGGAGCUCCAGGGAGAUGGUGCCUGACGUUCAGGAUGUGAAGAGACUGAGCUUCCACGUCGAGAAAGUCCACCUACUCGCCGAGGGGAAAUUGCGAGCGGAGCCGUCGGCAGAGUCAUACGGCGCUCUGGCAAGGGUGAUUCUGGCUCGUGUAGUUCUGUUUAACAGGAGACAAAGUAGCGAGGUGUCCACCAUACCUCUCACCGCAUUGAAAUCUCUCAAGGAACCCAACCCGCAGGAGAAUUUGGACAUAUUUGUUUGUGAGUUGGAGAGGAGAAUGUGUCUGGUCCUCAACAGGAUGGAGAUCCGCGCCACCUGCGGCCGCAUGGUCCCAGUACUGCUCAAACCGGCCUUCCUGUCGACGCUGGAGUUACUGGUCGAUGUCCGAGAGGCUUGUGGCGUCCCCCCGAGUAACCCCUUCCUGUUCGGGCGCCCCCACACGCUCUCAGCCUACCGUGGCUCCAAGUGUGUGCAGAUGUUUGUUAAAGACAGCGUCGCCGGGGAUCCAGACGUGUUGACGUCUGUUAGCAUCCGCAGGCACUACGCGACCAUGCUGCAAGUCAUCAACUUGGACCCCAUGGAGGCGGAGCUCAUCCUUGGACCCAACAACCAAGUGGAGAGCCUACGGGAGAAUAUUGGUUUGCAACUGAAAGACAUUGGCAUGGACCCCGAAGGCCUAAACGCAGCACCAUUACAGUGUGGAGGAGCACGGCCAGUUGCAUCAUGGGAGCACCGUGAAUAUGUGACUGGAUUGCCUGGCACUCAUUUGACUAAUUCCACAGCACCCCGGGAAGGGGCCGGCAGAGUUCAAUCCACAAUCAGCAAGCACAAAUGGAGCAACUGCGAGGUUGCCGCCGUCGAGAGACACAUGAUGUCCUUCAUCCGAGGCCACAAGGUACCGCAGAAGCUCGACUGCCUGCGCUGUCUGGACGCCGAGCCGCGAGCCCUGGGCACGCGCUCCUGGAAGGGUGUCAAGGACUAUGUGAGGAACAGGAUCACUGCCCUAAAAAGACAAUCCAAACCCUCGUAGCACUGAUGAUUUUUUUUUUUUUCAUUCUGUAAUUUCUGUGAUCAUGCUUAUGAAUAAUUCCAAGUGUUGAUGAGUGUUUCAUGUUUUCAUUUCUAUGCUUCCGGUCAAUAGCGCCAAAGAGAUUAGGUACGAGAGCUGUCUCAGAAAUUGGAAUAUAAAAAAUUUACUAAGAGGUUUGUAAUUUUUUUUUAUAGUCAUAAAGCAUCAACAUCUUGCAUUCAGAAUGUACACAAUCAUAAAACCAUGUUAAAUAAAUGACUGUACUACU